Sordaria macrospora k-hell is the source of this 1383-nucleotide messenger RNA. RefSeq lists its product as uncharacterized. NCBI's taxonomy places the organism in Eukaryota, Fungi, Ascomycota, Sordariomycetes, Sordariales, Sordariaceae. The record is from RefSeq and is a predicted model, not a curated record. Gene Ontology annotation, biological process: phospholipid biosynthetic process. Gene Ontology annotation, molecular function: phosphatidylserine decarboxylase activity.
AUGGUCUAUCAGCACGGAAACCACCAUGACAUUCCGAAAGAGCAUCGGAUACAUAGGCGUGGAGGAUGGCUACCCGCCGACCACCGCAUCCUCAAACACUGGCUCGGCCACCACAUCGAACACAUCGACAAAGUCGGCUACCAAGAACUGACUCCCGUUCUCAAGGAAUUCCAGGACCUCAUUGAAAACAACACCCGCAUCUACAUGUACUUCAGCUCCAUGUGGGACGAAGUCCCGCGCAAGCCCCCUUACAACCGGGACGUGACCGGCCGGAGCCAAAUCCGUGACUACAAGCACAUGCUCCAAGUACUCAACCGCGUCUUCGGCCAAGCCCCCGAGUGGACCGACGCCGCGGCGGGCGUGGGCAUGGUCGGCGUCCCUCUGGCCGCCAUCUUUGACUACGCCUCCGGCACGCCCAGCGGGCACGCCGCCUUUCUCGACCCGGACGUGAACGCCAUGCUCAAGAAGAUUCUCAACGAAUGGGGCCGGUAUCUCAAGUCGCCCGAAUCCGCCUCCGUCCUGGGCACGCAUCGCGCGGGCUGGUUCGGCGAAGUCGGCUCCAAGGACUUGAUGGAAGUAGCCAACUCCGCCGCGGGCACCUCCUUCACCUUUGAAGAAAUGUACCAAUGCCCCGACCCCUCUGCCCCGAAUCGUGGUUUUGAAUCUUGGGACGAGUUCUUCACCCGGCCCUUCGUGCCCUCCGCCCGCCCCGUCGCUUCGCCCGAGGAUAACCUCGUGGUAGCCAACGCGUGCGAGUCCAAGCCCUAUGCUUUAUCGCACGACAUUAAGCUCCGCGACAAGUUCUGGGUCAAAGGCCAGCCAUAUUCCGUCCUGGACAUGCUCGCGCACGAUCCACUCUCGGCUCACUUCGCAGGCGGAACCGUUUACCAGGCUUUUCUGUCCAGUCUGUCGUAUCACAGGUGGCACAGUCCCGUGUCAGGAACCAUCAAGCGCGCCUUCGUGCAAGACGGGACGUACUUCUCCGAACCGCUAUUCUCAGCGAGCGCAUCCGACGACCCCUCCAUCGACCGGACGGGCAAAGAAGGCGAGUACAAGAUUCUGCAAAAGGGCAUCACGGCCAGUCAGGGGUAUUUGACUGCGUUGGCCACGCGCGCAAUUAUUUUUAUUGAGGCGGAGGCGAAGGAGAUUGGGCUGAUGGCGUUUAUUGGCGUUGGCAUGGAUGAGGUUAGUUCAUGUGAGAUUACCGUGAAGGAAGGACAGAGGAUAGGAAAGGGGGAGGAGCUGGGUAUGUUUCAUUUUGGGGGGUCGACGCAUUGUUUGGUUUUUGGAAAGGAUGUGGGAAAGAGGCUGAAGGGGUUUCCGAAGGUGGGCAGGGAGGAGAAUUUCCCGGUUAGGGGGCGGUUGUGUGCUUUUGAGAAGUGA